Molecule: messenger RNA, 1044 nt
Organism: Callorhinchus milii (elephant shark)
Lineage: Eukaryota; Metazoa; Chordata; Chondrichthyes; Chimaeriformes; Callorhinchidae
Gene: dnajc4
Product: DnaJ (Hsp40) homolog, subfamily C, member 4
Exons: 8
Coding region: 168-896 (242 amino acids)
Source: RefSeq, a predicted model, not a curated record
UGGCGGCCCACUGACCAGCACACAGUCCAGUGUGGACAUGAAGAACAAACAAUGCAUCGAUUCCAGCAUCAACAAUCUUAAAAGUGUUUGACAGACAGUUGCAGUGGAGUGUAGUGACUGUUUGUUUGUUCAUGUCAGGAAGGGAGUGCCCAGGGUAACUGCGUGGCAUGAAGCUGAAUAGACGGACUUUAGCCUACAAAUGUAGCCUGUGGAGCAGCCUGACCCGUCACAGCCCUUUCACAACACAUCACAGGUUCAGCACUUACUAUGAUACCCUUCAAGUCAAGCCUGAUGCAACAGUGGACGAGAUCAAGAAGGCUUUCCUUGAACAAUCAAAGAAGCUCCAUCCAGACAUCGAUCCCUCCAACCCAGACCUUCACAAGAAGUUUGUGAGACUGAACGAGGCGUACAGCGUGCUCAGCAAGAGCGACAGCCGGCGGCAAUACGACAACAGACUGAGACUGCGGCAGGCAGAGCCAUUCAGAGAGACCUCAGGAGCCCAGCGAGACCGAGGCUCUGACCUGAACUCCAGACCAGGCCAUGGUUUUGAAGAUGAACAGCAAAGGUACUGGGAACAGUUCCACCAGCCCAGUGCCAGCCAGCAGGCAGCCUUUCACAGCACACAGCGACGCAGCAGGAAUCUAAAGGUCUUCGGUUACUGUAUCUUCAUCAUGUUGGCUGGAGUCUUUGUCCAUUAUAUUGGCUUCAGGAAGCUUGAAGAAGCUCACAGCGCAUUCAUGGACAAGAAGGACCGUAUCAUACAGGAGAUGUACGAGGAGGCAAAAGAACGAGCGAGGGCUAACGGCUUGAAGAAACAGCAGGAAAUCCUGCGACAGAAACACGCUGCGUUUAUGGCCAAGUAUAAUCCUCCCAAACCGGGAGGUGACGAUAAAUAAAGGCCUGAGAGACAACAACGCCGGCCAACUGGACCUGCCACUGGAUGGACUGACUGUCAGCAGUGUGGAUGUGAACAGAUACUCAGACUCACUAAACGUGUAGUGGUCAACUCCCACCUCCCUCUCCCCGCCCUCCCCUCCCCUCCCC